Molecule: messenger RNA, 207 nt
Organism: Caenorhabditis sp. 36 PRJEB53466
Lineage: Eukaryota; Metazoa; Nematoda; Chromadorea; Rhabditida; Rhabditidae
Source: the annotation of a GenBank genome assembly
AUGAGUUGGCUGGACGGCGCGUUGGACACAAUGGGAUUGGACGAUAGCAACAAGAACAACGACGGACAGUUCCACAUCUGGAUUAUCGUGCUCAUCGUCAUCGGCGCACUUUUCGUCGUCGCCUGGAUCGUCAUCGCCUUCUCGUACUGUUGCGGCAAGCGGAACGGCACGUCGGAGAAUUCGGAGCAGAGCCGCAGAAAAAAAUGA